This is a messenger RNA of Urocitellus parryii (Arctic ground squirrel), 1245 nucleotides long. Lineage: Eukaryota; Metazoa; Chordata; Mammalia; Rodentia; Sciuridae. The record is from RefSeq and is a predicted model, not a curated record.
AAAAAAUACAGAACCUUCAGAAAUAAAGAAGAGUAUACCUGCAAAGAAGAAACUGAAAGAAUUAAGAGUUUUGGAUCCGAAAACAGCUCAGAAUCUGUCUAUCUUCCUGGGAUCAUAUCGCAUGCCAUAUGAAGAUAUUAAAAACAGCAUUCUAGAGGUUAAUGAAGACAUGCUAAGUGAGGCCUUAAUUCAGAACCUUGUAAAACAUCUUCCUGAGCAGAAGGUACUCAGUGAAUUAGCACAGCUUAAGAAUGAAUAUGAUGACCUCUGUGAGCCUGAGCAAUUUGGAGUUGUGAUGAGCUCAGUGAAAAUGUUACGGCCUCGUCUCAAUAGCAUUCUUUUCAAGCUCACAUUUGAAGAACACGUAAACAACAUCAAACCAAGCAUCAUAGCUGUAACUCUUGCUUGUGAAGAAGUGAAGAAAAGUGAAAGCUUUAAUAGACUUUUAGAGUUAGUUCUUUUGGUUGGAAACUACAUGAACUCAGGGUCAAGAAAUGCCCAGUCUUUGGGAUUUAAGAUCAACUUCCUUUGUAAGAUUAGAGAUACUAAAUCAGCAGAUCAAAAAACAACCCUUUUGCAUUUUAUUGCUGAAAUCUGUGAGGAAAAAUACCGAGACAUCCUGAAAUUUCCUGAAGAAUUGGAGCAUGUAGAAAGUGCAAGCAAAGUUUCAGCUCAAAAUCUUAAGAGCAACCUUGCAGCAAUGGAACAACAAAUUGUUCAUCUGGAACGUGACAUCAAGAAAGUUCCUCAAGCAGAAAAUCAACAUGAUAAGUUUGUUGAAAAGAUGUCGAUAUCCUUUAUUUAUUUAAGUAUUUUGUUUAUUUGUUAGUCUGUGUCUGUCUGUCUGUCUACCUAUUUACCACGUGGUUAAUUCUAGGCUCCAUGGUCUCUAACACUGUCUGGAUGAAUUUGUGUGUAUGCUGUUUUUAUAUUAGCUGCAUAAAUUUUGUUUCAUGAUGCUUGGAAACAGGUAGAGUAUAAGCAAGGGAACAAUUAGACCUGAAAAAUUGCCAUUUCUCAAAGAAGAAUUUCAUUUGAAAGCCCACAAGAUAUGCAAGGUAAGUCUUAUGAGGCUUGAUUAGACCUAAAACAAAACAAAACAAAAGAAAGAAUCUUCUUAUGUAACCAAGAGCAUAAAAGCGGUGAUGGAUAUUAGAUUUUUUUUGGUCUGAGAUUUUCAUUUUCUUUUUGCAUGUGUGCAUUCAUUUUUUGAGGACAUGUGUGUAUUUUCUGAUGGCAUUUGUA